Messenger RNA from Dama dama (fallow deer), 2825 nucleotides. RefSeq names its product NACHT, LRR and PYD domains-containing protein 2-like. Lineage: Eukaryota; Metazoa; Chordata; Mammalia; Artiodactyla; Cervidae. Gene Ontology annotation, molecular function: ATP hydrolysis activity; protein binding. Gene Ontology annotation, biological process: regulation of inflammatory response. The transcript has 8 exons. Gene Ontology annotation, cellular component: cytoplasm. The record is from RefSeq and is a predicted model, not a curated record. The annotation marks the transcript as partial.
CCAGGAGAAGCAGGGCAGCCAGGCUCAGGCGGACUUGAGUCUCCACAGAAGGACGCCAAGCGGCAGGCGCUGUGGGAGAAGAGGCAUAAGGUGAAGAGGAGAGACGGAAACACGAUGGAGAAAUUCUCAGUCUGGAAGGAUAUACUGUGGUCAGGAGAUGAUGGUGGUUUCCACUACAACAUCACCCAGAGAAGCCCCAAGCUGAUAACAUACCUGAACCCGCAGCCACUCACAGAGUUCACCCCACUCACCAUGGUGCUGCAUGGUCCUGCCGGAGUCGGGAAAACCACGCUGGCCAAGGAGCUGAUGCUGGACUGGACGCAGGAUGACCUGGCAGAGACCUCCAACUCCGCCUUCUAUCUCAGCUGCAAGGGGCUCAAUCGCAGGGGGCCGUGCACCUUUGCAGAGCUGAUAUCUGCCAACUGGCCACAUGUGCAGGACGACAUGCUGGCAAUCCUCGCCGGGGCAGAGAAAGUCCUGUUCAUCCUCGACGGUUUUGAUGAGUUGAAGGUCCCCUCGGGGGCGCUCAUCCACGACCUAUGUGGUGACUGGAAGGAGCAGAAGCCGGUGCCCGUCCUCCUGGGAAGUUUACUGAAGAGAAAGAUGCUGCCCAAGGCCACCUUACUCAUCACCACCCGACCGGGCGCCCUGCGGGAGCUGCGGCUCUUAACAGAACAGCCGCUCUUCAUAGAGAUCGAGGGGUUCUUGGAGGAGGAGCGGAAGGCGUAUUUCCUGAAACACUUUGGAGAGGAGAGUCAGGCCCUGCGAGCUUUCGACCUGAUGAGGAACAACGCAGCCCUGUUCCAGCUGGGCUCGGCGCCCUCCGUGUGCUGGGUGGUCUGCAGCUGUCUGAGGCAGCAGAUGGAGAGCGGGGCUGACCCGGCCGCCACCUGCCGGACCACCACGGGCCUGUUCCUGCGCUUCCUCUGCGGCCGCUUCCCCCCGCCGCCCGGCGGCGGCCCCAGGCCGGGCCUGCAGGCUCCGCUCAAGCCCCUGUGCCUCCUGGCUGCUGAGGGCGUGUGGACGCGGAGCUCUGUGUUCGAUGGGGACGACCUCAGGCGACUUGGGGUGGCCCCGUCUGCCCUCUGUCCUUUCCUGGACAGGAAUAUUCUGCAGAAGAGCGAAGACGGCGAGGCCUGCUACUCUUUCAUCCAUCUCAGCGUCCAGCAGUUUCUGGCCGCCGUGUUCUACGUCUUGGAGCCGGAAGAGCAGGAGGCGGCCGGGCUGGGCGGCCGCCGGGGGCGCGUUGGGGAUGUGCGGAAACUGCUGUCCCAGGAGGAGAGGCUGAAGAACCCCAGCCUGACCCCCGUCGGGUACUUCCUGUUUGGCCUCUGCAACGAAAGAAGGGCCGUGGAGCUGGAGACGACUUUCGGCUGCCUGGUAUCAACGGCGAUCAAGCGGGAGCUACUGAGAUACACAUUGAUGCCCCAGGGGAAGAAAUCCUUCUCGGUGACGGACACGAAGGAGGUUCUGCGCUGUCUCUACGAGUCUCAGGAGGAGCAGCUCGUGAAAGAUGCCAUGGCCCACGUCAAGGAGAUGUCCAUUCACUUGACGAAUACAUCUGAAAUGAUGCAGUCUUCCUUCUGCCUUAAACAUUGUGCCAACUUACAGAAGAUCUCACUGCAGGUAGGAAAGAAGAUAUUCCUGGAGAAUGAUCCCGCAUUGAAAUCAGACCCUCAGAAUGAGAUGUCACAGCACGACCAUCAUUCUCUCCAGCUCUGGGCGGAUCUCUGCUCUGUGUUCAGCUCAAAUGAGAACCUGAACUUUCUGGAUGUGAAGGAAAGCUUCCUGAGUCACUCCUCGGUGAGGAUUCUUUGCGAGCAGAUAACCCACGUCACCUGUCAUCUCCAGAAAGUCGUUGCUUACCGGGACUUCUGUCUGGCUCUCGUUGGUAAGAAGACUGUGACACACCUGGCUCUGGAAGGCAGUUUCCAUGGUGAUAAGAUGCUGCUGCUGCUGCUGUGUGAGGUCCUGAAGCACCCGAGAUGCAACCUUCAGUGUCUGAGGCUGGGGUCUUGUUCUGACACCAUCCGGCAGUGGGCUGACUUCUCCUCGGCGCUCAAAGUCAACCAGUCCCUGAAAUGCCUGGAUCUCACGGCCAGUGAGUUCCUGGAUGAGGGUGUCAGAUUGCUGUGUUUGACUCUGAGACACCCAAAGUGCGUCCUGCAGAAAUUGUCGUUGGAGAAGUGUCAGCUUACAGAAGCCUGUUGUAAGGAGCUAUCUUCUGCUUUGAUUGUCAACCAGAGGUUGACCCACCUGUGCUUGGCCAAGAAUGACCUUGGGGAUGGCGGGGUGAAGAUUUUGUGUGAGGGCUUGAGUUACCCCGAAUGUCAGCUACAGACCUUGGUGCUGCGUCAUUGCAACAUAAACAGACAUGGCUGCAAGUACAUCUCAAAGAUUCUCCAAGGAGACUCCAACCUCACCAGCUUGGACCUGGGUUUCAACCCCAUAGCCACUGGACUGUGUUUUCUCUAUGAAGCUUUGAAGAAACCAAACUGUAACCUGAAAUGUCUAGGGCUCUGGGGCUGCUCCAUCACCCCUUUCAGUUGUCAGUAUCUCGCCUCCGCUCUAGUCAGCAGCCGGAGCCUGGAAACGCUGGACUUGGACCAGAACGCCUGGGGACAGAGUGGCAUCGUGGUGCUCCUUAAGGCUUUAAAGCAGAACAAUGGCCCCUUAAAGACACUCAGGUUGAAGAUGGACAAAUCUACCGUGGAAAUCCAGAGGCUGUUGAAGGAUGUGAAGGAGAACAAUCCCAGACUGACCAUCGAAUGCAGUGAUGCCAGAACAACCAGAUCCUCAUGUUGUGACUUCUUUUCCUGAAUGCG